This is a messenger RNA of Rhagoletis zephyria (snowberry fruit fly), 3064 nucleotides long. It is a transcript of the gene Kah, whose product is annotated as Kahuli. Gene Ontology annotation, molecular function: RNA polymerase II cis-regulatory region sequence-specific DNA binding; DNA-binding transcription factor activity, RNA polymerase II-specific. Lineage: Eukaryota; Metazoa; Arthropoda; Insecta; Diptera; Tephritidae. The record is from RefSeq and is a predicted model, not a curated record. Gene Ontology annotation, biological process: regulation of transcription by RNA polymerase II.
CGGCAACGACCAGCGUCAUACGUGGCAUAGUUAAGCGUCAACACCAACGCCAUCAACGCCAGUUUGCUCCCUGCUCAACCGAUUAUCGAUCACCGUGCGCCGCCCUGCAGCCUGCGCCAUAGCGUCGGAAACAUUUUCGAGAUGUAAAAAUGUAAGUGGUAUUUUGAAAAUCAUUUCAGUACUUUUCGAGAUUUCCAAGUGAUCAAACGUGUGCAUAAAAACCCGAAGUCCUCUCAGCGAAUAAGUCAAAGGAAAAUGGACCUGGAACUUCUCGACCUACAGCAAGCAAUUCAAUAGAACACAGAACGAUUUUGCAGCGAAUUGCAGGAAAUUGUGUGAAAUAGAGCAAUAAAGAAAACUAUUGUUGUAACUAAAAAAUUCACUUCCUAACGGUAUAUAAUUGAACUUUAAGCGCGUUUUUUGGAGACAUUUGCUGGUGGUGUUUCGCAGUUAGAGCGCGCGUGGGCACGCGGCGGCUCCACUCAUUCGCCGCGUUGGUCAACUCAGCUUGUCAACGUCGCUGAAUCAUUCAACUAAUAUUGACUAUUACGAAUACUUUUUCUUCGAAAAAAAAAUUGAACAAAAAACGCAAAUCGUAGAUAAUUUAAAAAAUCGCGUUCGGUGGAAGAACCCAUUUCUUAGUUAAGCAUUAACAAAAACCCAGAUAAGCCAAAAUGACGAAGGAACAGCCGACCGUAAUCCCCGAAGAGCUGUAUAACCUUACACAACUGGCUGAGGUUACAUUGGCUGCCGGCCACCUCAGCACAACCAACAUAACAGAAAUUAAAGACUACAUCAAACGGCACAAAGAAUUGGAGUAUCUCACUGAUGAGAGUCCAGCUCCUGCCACUGCACCAGAUGUUCGCAUGACAGAACAACAAAGCUUUGUACCUAUAUCUCACAAAGCGCCUUUAAACAAUGACUUUUCAACUGAAAUGUGGCACAACAACCAGAUAAACAGCAGCAGUACGACACUCUAUGGGACACGGGAUUAUCAGAACAUCCAAACAGAACACCACAACCACAAUUCCACUACAGCGGUAGCGGUAGCGCGUACAACAUUCUACUCAUCCUCCGAUGAUGACUCCAACUACUACAGUCACAAAGUAUUUGAUCGCAAAAAAUUGCGACGUUCCACAAUCUCGGACCACUCGCGUUACGAUGAGCAUUCAUGCAGCAGUUUACCCAGCUGCAGCAGUGAGGAUCAAUUUACAGGCAUCUCAAGCCAUUCCAGCAACUCGGAGAUGAGCAAGCUGAGCAAUGGCACUGAGGGUAGCGCUAACGGCGGUAAUUUGCUGGAAGAUGAGCACGUCUGUCCGGAAUGCGGCAAGAAGUAUUCGACAUCGUCAAAUUUGGCGAGACAUCGACAAACACACAGGUCAAUAAUGGAUAAGAAAGCGCGACGAUGUCCAUACUGUGAGAAAGUCUACGUCUCGAUGCCCGCCUUCAGCAUGCAUGUGCGCACCCACAAUCAGGGCUGUGAGUGUCAAUACUGCGGCAAAUGCUUCUCUCGACCAUGGCUACUGCAGGGACACAUACGCACGCACACAGGUGAGAAACCCUUCAAGUGCAGCGUUUGCAACAAAGCCUUUGCGGAUAAAUCCAAUCUACGCGCACACAUACAAACCCAUUCGAACACCAAGCCACACACAUGCGGCCGUUGCGGCAAAGCUUUUGCACUCAAAUCAUAUCUGUACAAGCAUGAAGAGUCUUCGUGCAUGAAGAAUCACCAUCGUGUCGGUGAACGCAGUGAGUCGCGUUCAAAUCGCACUUCUACUAAUUCCGCAAACGCGUCCAAUGCCAAACACUCUGUGAACACUCAACCGGCGACGGAUUCGGCCAAGUCCACUUUGGCGAACAAACUUUUGCAGAAGGAGAAAGAUCGUCGUCAAGCUACGUAUGGUCACACUGAAUAUACACCGCAAUCAACGCAAAGUCCCUUAGAGGUCCAAACCGUUUCGCCGUUGUCAGACAACGAUGGCAUAACAAAACCAUAUAUGGCGCAAGAGAAAUCCUACACCAUGCUUACAAGUCCCAUGUCUCAGGAGGAGUAUGAACGUUUCAAGCGCAUCAGCGUCAUACAAACGGCGACGACGCCGAGUGAUCUACUUUAUCGUGAGCACCAUGUUGGCACGCAAGGAUUCGUGGAUACAGUGGCGCAUAUGCCGUUACAGCUGUGCAGCAUACGAAAUGAGAUUCAAGAUCAAAUGCAAGAUCAACCGGUGGACUUUUCGCCAAAAAAUAAUUUUACACAUUCGACAAAGACGAGCCCCUUUGAGUUGACCAGUAAUUAUGCGAUUUUGGCCUAAAGCUUUGGGCACACGUUGGAUAGUUCAAAAAGACAAAGAAAAAUUUUGAAAAAUUUAGACUGUUGGUAUGUUUGAAAGCCUGAAAAGAUGUGGUGCUGUAAAUUGUGACUCACUUAAGAAAGGUACAUACAUACAUGUACUUGGAAAAGACGCGAAUGAUAGGCACUACUUAAAUUAAAUGCUUAAAAUGUUUAAAGCGAAAAUGAUAAAUUUGACCCGAUUAUAAAGACUUAUCCUGGCCUUUCCUAUGGUGAUCUGUGCUAAACCAGCGUAAUGCGUUGUAUGAAAGACACCUCCCGAAGUAGCCUAGAAAAAUCCGAAAUUGUCUAAUCUUAUUUCGCAUAAAUUAAAUUAUCAGUUUAUGUGAUUUAUUUGAUAUCCUCAAAGUACCGAAUACAUCCAUUUCAGUUUAGUGUCUCAGUAUCGAUUCUACCAACUAUACUUUUUUUAGUAAGUUACAUAGGUAUGUUAUGAACUAGAGGUUCGACGAAAAUGUGUCACGAAAUUGUUUGCAUAGUUACAUUCCUUGAAAUCGUAGCUGAUUGUUUUCUUGAGUUAUCCCAAAAUAAUGAAAUUAGCAAAGUUAUGGCUGACGGUGAUCAAGGAUCUACAAAAAAAAUUACCCCUUCGUAGGAUAUCAAUGAUGCUAUAGCCACGUUUUAGAAGAACCGGUUUGAAAAAAACUAAUUUGUUUCGGAUUUUUCUCCGAAUUGAUAUUCAAAUAUCCUUAAUAUAUACUAUUUACUAUAAUUAGA